Molecule: messenger RNA, 1824 nt
Organism: Physella acuta
Lineage: Eukaryota; Metazoa; Mollusca; Gastropoda; Physidae
Product: threonylcarbamoyladenosine tRNA methylthiotransferase
Biological process (GO): tRNA methylthiolation
Cellular component (GO): endoplasmic reticulum
Molecular function (GO): tRNA (N(6)-L-threonylcarbamoyladenosine(37)-C(2))-methylthiotransferase activity; 4 iron, 4 sulfur cluster binding
Source: RefSeq, a predicted model, not a curated record
AGCUUGUUGUUAGAAACGUUUUUGUUUAUUAGAUCUAGAUUUCUGUUUGUUUUUCUUGUUACGGUUAUUAGUGUGACCUUACAAAUCGUGCAUUUCGGCUUUAUUUACAAAAGAAAGAAAAAUGCCUUCACAAAAUUCACUGAAAGCAUGUGACCAAGACAUAGAAGAUAUAGAAGACAUUGCUUUAUCAAGUGGAGAAAGUCGUCUGUUAAGAGAACAUAUAGUUCCACAUCCACGUUCUACAAGAACACAGCUAAAAGGCUCAAAUAACAAUGAAUCUCCGUGUGAUGAGAAUGCUGUGGGGGAUAACGAACAAAGAGAUAGCUAUGUCCCUGGUACACAGUCUAUUUAUUUAAAGACAUGGGGCUGCUCACAUAACAAUUCAGACAGUGAAUACAUGGCUGGUCAGUUGGCAGCCUAUGGAUACCAAAUAACAGAUGAUAAAGAAAAAGCUGAUUUGUGGUUGUUAAAUAGCUGCACAGUGAAAAAUCCAGCAGAGGAUCAUUUUAGAAACUUCAUUCAAGAUGCUAAAGCAAAAAAUAAAUUGUUAGUCCUAGCAGGGUGUGUGCCUCAGGGUCAGCAGAAGUCAGAUUAUAUGCAGGGACUGAGUGUUGUUGGUGUUCAGCAGAUAGACAGGGUUGUUGAAGUUGUGGAGGAGACACUGAAAGGCAAUUCUGUUCGACUACUUGGACAGAAAAAAACUUCAGGCAGGAAGUCUGGCGGUGCAUCACUCAGUCUUCCCAAAAUCAGAAAAAACCCACUUAUUGAGAUCAUUGCUAUCAACACAGGAUGUCUAAAUCAGUGCACAUAUUGUAAAACAAAACAUGCAAGAGGGGAUCUUGGUAGUUACCCUCCAGAGGAGAUUGUUGAGAGGGCUAAACAAUCAUUUUCAGAGGGUGUGGUAGAACUGUGGUUGACGUCUGAGGACUUAGGAGCAUAUGGCCGUGACAUUGGUGUUAGUUUACCACAGUUGCUAUGGAAACUAGUGGAAGUGAUCCCAGAAGGUGCCAUGAUGAGAUUAGGAAUGACAAACCCUCCUUAUAUACUGGAACACUUAGAGGAGAUGGCUGUGAUUUUAUCCCACCCUAGGGUUUAUUCAUUUCUUCACGUACCAGUUCAGUCAGCAUCAGAUAGUGUCUUGAUGGAAAUGAGAAGAGAGUACUGUGUUGCAGACUUUAAGCAUGUUGUAGAUUUUCUAAGAGAGAGAGUUCCAGAUGUUAACAUUGCUACAGAUUUAAUAUGUGGUUUCCCAACAGAGACUGAUGAGGAUUUUGCUGAAACACUGGCACUAGUCAGUCAUUACAAAUUUGCCAGUCUCUUCAUCAAUCAGUUUUUUCCUCGACCCGGAACUCCAGCUUUUAAAAUGCAGAGAAUACCAGCAGAUGAGGUAAAAAAGCGCACUAAAGCUGUAUCUGAGCUCUUUCAGUCAUACCACCCUUUCACUCACAAGCUUGGAGACCUGGAAGAUGUUUUAGUGACUGAAAUCUCACAUGACCAGCAAUAUUAUGUUGGCCACAACAAAUCCUACCACCAGGUGUUGGUUCCUAAGCAGGAGAACCUAAUGGGAAAAAUAGUGCGAGUGAAAAUAGUUGAAACUGGCAAGCACUUCAUGAAAGGGGUUGUACUUGAUGCAGUAGAGCUACCUCAUAUACCCAUGCCUCUGCCAAAAGGACAAGUCUCUGGUUUAACAUCAGGCGUCCCUAAAGUUGAGUUCCAGAAACAGUCACAAGGGUUUCCAUGGUUUUGGGUGGGUGUGUCACUGCUGAGUAUAAGCAUAGUUGUUCAAGCUUAUAGAAAGUUCAAUAAAUGAUAUUGUUUAUUUUA